AUGAACAUAACUGUACAUAUUUGCCAGCGUUUAGCAUGUACAAAGCAUAACAAUUCAGUAACGCAACGAUUUUACGUGUCCAAAAAUAACGAAACGGACAAGAGGUCAUUCGAGACGAGACAAAACUUCAUUUUUUUCAGACAGCCCGGGUCCUAUCAGGUUUCGUGUCAGAUGGUGAACAUUGGAAAUAUGGAAAGCCUGUGGAUUUUUAAUGGAAGUGUAUUGGUACAUGGAGCCGCUGACCAGCCCCCACCCAAGUACGAUUUGCUGAAGUUGGUUUUCUUCCUAAUCGUCCCCGUAUUAAUCUUCCUAGUCGUCUACAUUACGGUUGUCAUUUUCUACAUUGCCAGGAGCGUGAAGAAAAAGAAAAUCAAGUUCUCGGCAAAUGCUCCAGCUUCAGUCUCAACGUCAGCCCAGCAUGCAGUUGACAAAACAAUUAGUUAA
Helobdella robusta is the source of this 444-nucleotide messenger RNA. RefSeq lists its product as hypothetical. The transcript has 3 exons. Lineage: Eukaryota; Metazoa; Annelida; Clitellata; Rhynchobdellida; Glossiphoniidae. Bases 1 to 444 code for a protein of 147 amino acids. The record is from RefSeq and is a predicted model, not a curated record.